AUGACAGUAAACAAGCUAGAUGUACAAACCCGAAAGGAAUGGGAGAAAUCGCUUAAUGCCUCGACUCAAAUCCCUCCUAUUGAAGAUUUGUUCAAAUUUUUGGAAUCAACUUUUCGAACAUUAGAAACUAUUUCUGAUCAGACUGAUUCAAGCCCUAAUGUUCCUUUUUCGAAACCAAAAACCCCACAACAUCAAAAUAAAAGUAGAAACAAUUUUCGACGUUAUGUAAAUGCUGCAAGUACCGACUACAACUGCCCCUGCUGCAAUAAGCGUCACCUUCUUUUCAAGUGUUUCAAGUUUUCUGCUUUACCAUCUUGUGAAAAAAGAGAUUUUUUGAAUUCAAAGCGAAUAUGUCGAAAUUGUUUAACCCCAGGCCACUUUAGUAACAAAUGUCAUGUAGCUUCUCGCUGUGAAGUCUGCAAACAAAACCACCAUACCACUGUUCAUAAUGAGUAUUUUAUAAAUCAUGUUUCUAAUACUCCGACCCCUGAACCUGUUAUACCUUCUCAAACAUACUCGUCUUCUCAAGGUAUUGAAAACGUUACCGCUCAUGUCGUUGACAAUAAUAAAACAUAUAACAGGAGGAAAAGGCCCCAAGUUCUCCUCGCUACGAUGCGUGUUGUUUUAAAAACCUCUCAGGGAGAUUUUGUUUUGCGUGCUCUUCUUGAUCAAUGUGCUCAAGCAACCUUUAUAACCAAAAAGGCUGCAGAUGCCUUAAACUUAUCUUAUAAAAUGAACUUUGUGGAAAUAUGCGGUGUAGGUGGAAACCAAUCUACUAUUUCAAAGCAAUACGUUAAUUUUGCAAUAUUCUCAAGAAUCGAAACAAAUUUUAAAAUAGAUUGCGAGACUUCAGUUCUUCCGAAAAUAACGGCAUAUCAACCUAUGGCUAUAAACGAAACAUUAUUACCGGAUUUAAAGAAAUUUUCAUUAGCUGAUCCUUAUUUUUCGAAACCUGGGGAAAUUGACCUUUUGUUAGGAGGAGAUGUAUAUGGAGAUAUCAUAUUACCUCAGCAACAAAAAUUUGAAAGUGGUUUAUUCUUACAACUCACACAUUUCGGUUGGAUAGUUUCUGGCCCCUCACAUGACAACUCAUCUGAGCACAUUAUCACAGUAAAUGUUUGUUCAUUAGAUAAGCAAUUGCUGUCCUUUUGGGGACAAGAAGAAUUGCUGGAAAAAAGAGCUUUGACAGAAGAAGAAAUCCUUUGCGAAGAACAUUUCAAAAGCACUACUUCUCGUGAUUCAUCUGGGCGUUACACCGUAUCACUGCCAUUUAAAUCAUUGCUUAAAGGCCUCCCGCUUCCAGUCUUUGGUCAUACGGAUUAUGCAGCACUUUCUCGUUUAAAGAAUGUUGAGUCAAAAUGUAAAUUGAAUAAGAACUUUGGAAAACUUUAUCUAGAUUUUAUGAAAGAGUAUGAAUGUCUCGGACAUAUGGAAAAGGUCGGUACCAAUCCACGUGAUUUAGAAAAAAAUGGUUUCUUUCAUGGUGUGUUAAGAGAGAGUAGUUCUACCACUAAAUUGAGGGUAGUUUUUGAUGGUAGCUGUAAAAGGUCUGCUCAAUCUUCCUUGAAUGAGGAACUAGCACCUGGUCCUGCAUUGCAAAAUGAUUUGCCCACAAUUAUAAAUCGGUGGAAACGUUUUAAAAUUGGGUUUCGGACAGAUUUGGAGAAGUUGUUCCGACAAAUACUUGUGGUACAGGAACAACGAAAAUUUCAACAAAUUUUGUGGAGAAAUUGUGGCUCUGAACAGAUAUCAAUUUAUAAGCUCUCAACGGUUACUUAUGGUACUACACCCGCUCCUUUUCUUUCGAUUAGGGUUUUACAACAACUAGCGUUGGACGAAAAGGAAAAAUAUCCGAUGGCAUGUAGUGUGUUCAAUUCAGAUACUUAUGUCGAUGACGUAAUUUCUGGAGCUGAUAGUCUAUCUGAAGCUUACCAUUUGCAUACUCAAUUAUGUAGUUUACUUAAUGAAGGCAAGUUUAAUUUACGUAAAUGGACAACAAACUCGAAGGAAUUGCUAGAAUUGAUUCCUGUAGACUACAGAGAAAAAUCUGAUAUAUUUGAACUAAAUCAACCUAAUACCGUAAAGGCUCUUGGACUCAAGUGGAACACGAUAGACGACUGCUUUUCAUUUAAGAUCAAUAUUGAAGAUACGUCAGUAGUUACCAAAAGAAGUUUACUCUCAGACUCAGCAAAACUUUAUGACCCUUUAGGCUGGCUUUCCCCUACUACAAUUCUGGCUAAAAUUGAAUUUCAAAAUUUGUGGUUGCUUGGCAUUGAAUGGAAUGAUCGCUUACCUGACGCUAUGGAAAAAAGAUGGUUAACACAUCGCGAAAAUCUAAAGUUUCUUGAAAGAAUUAAAAUUCCUCGUUGGAUCGGAACGUUUAAAUGUGGUUCAAUUCAUGGUUUUUCCGAUUCAUCUAAGUUGGUUUACGCGGCUGCUGUCUACGCUAAGACUAUUUCAGAUUUGGGUACAAAAGUGUAUUUAAUACAAGCGAAAACUAAAGUAGGUCCUAUAAAGCGGUUAACUAUACCUCGAAUGGAAUUAUGUGCUGCUACUUUAUUGGCUAAAUUAGUUGACAGAAUAACUUCUUCACUUGAUCAAGAUAUUUCAAAUGUUUAUUAUUGGACUGAUAGUACAACUGUACUUUCGUGGAUACGUGGUCAGUCAUCUAAGUGGCCCUUAUAUGUUGGAAACAGAGUGGCAGAAAUACAACGCAGAUGUCAUGCUUCUCAAUGGCGAUACAUAUCUACACGUGAAAAUCCUGCUGACUGCGCUUCCCGUGGUAUAUCUUCGAAUGAAUUGGUUGAACAUGAACUAUGGUGGCAUGGCCCUAAAUGGCUAUCGGAACCUGCAGAAAAUUGGCCAAAACAACCGAAACUAAAUCUAAAUGAAAUGGAUGAAGUUUUUAUUGAACCAACUUUAAAUAUGCACUCGGUUGUAGCUGAAAUAAAACAAUAUCCAGAAAUAUUAACAAGAUUUUCUUCACUUUGCAAAUUGAUACGUGUUACUGCAUACAUAUUUCGUUUUAAACACAAUACUCAAAACUAUAAACAUUCACAAAUAAAAGGUAACGGUAAGAUGACAGGGUUUCUUUCAACCGAAGAACUAAAAUUUGCUCGUUUAAGGCUUGUUAAACUUUCACAAGAGGUGGAUUUUUUGCAAGAAAUUUCUGAACUUCAUAAGAGAGGUCAAAUUAUAAAAAAUAGCGCUUUAGCUCAACUUUGCCCAUUUUUUGACUCCUCUCAAAUACUUAGAGUUGGCGGUAGAAUUCAAAAUUCUGACCUUGAUUAUUGUUCUAAACAUCCAACACUUAAAAAAGCAAAAUCCUUUGACUAA
Messenger RNA from Lucilia sericata (common green bottle fly), 3336 nucleotides. RefSeq lists its product as uncharacterized. Lineage: Eukaryota; Metazoa; Arthropoda; Insecta; Diptera; Calliphoridae. Bases 1 to 3336 code for a protein of 1111 amino acids. The record is from RefSeq and is a predicted model, not a curated record. The transcript has a single exon.